GUUGGGCCCGGAAAACUUCAUUUCAGCUUCACUGGUAUUUUAAAUGAUAAAAUGCGAGGAUUUUAUCGCAGUAAAUAUACCCAUCCCAAUGGAGAGACAAGGCAUGGGGCAGUCACACAGUUUGAGGCAACAGAUGCCAGGCGUGCUUUUCCAUGUUGGGAUGAGCCAGCAGUGAAGGCUACAUUUGAUGUCACUCUGGUCGUCCCCAAGGACAGGGUGGCUCUCUCAAAUAUGCCAGUCGAAUCUGAGACUGCUUUGGAAUCCGAUUCCAACCUGAAGGUUCUAAAGUAUGGCCGCACACCUGUGAUGUCUACCUACCUGCUGGCGUUUGUUGUGGGAGAGUUUGACUAUGUGGAGGCCAAGGAUGCUGACAAUGUCUUGGUUCGGGUGUACACUCCUCUGGGAAAGAAGGAACAGGGACAGUUUGCCUUGGAGGUUUCCUGCAAAACUCUUCCUUUCUACAAGAAUUAUUUCAAGCUUGGAUAUCCACUGCCCAAAAUUGACCUGAUUGCCAUACCUGACUUUGCCUUAGGGGCCAUGGAAAACUGGGGCCUUGUCACCUACCGAGAAACGGCACUUCUUGUAGACCCCGAGAACUCCUCGUCCUCGGCCAAACAGUGGGUAGCGCUGGUCGUAGGACAUGAGCUGGCACAUCAGUGGUUUGGAAACUUAGUUACUAUGGAAUGGUGGACGCACCUGUGGCUGAAUGAGGGAUUUGCAUCAUUCAUUGAGUAUCUGUGUGUCGACCACUGUUUCCCAGAGUACGACAUCUGGAACCAGUUUGCCUCCACGGAUUUCACCAGGGCUCUGGAGCUGGAUGCUCUCAAGAACAGCCAUGCAAUUGAGGUGCCUGUCGGCCAUCCCAGUGAGAUAGAUGAAAUAUUUGAUGCCAUAUCAUACAGCAAGGGAGCCAGUGUCAUACGCAUGCUGCACGAUUAUAUUGGCGAUGAGAGUUUCAAGAAAGGUCUUAGUGACUAUCUUACCAAAUUUUCUCACAAGAACACAUUCACUGAGGACUUGUGGGCCUCGCUGGAGCAAGCUAGUGGAAAACCUGUGGCAGCCAUCAUGAACACCUGGACUAAACAAAUGGGAUUCCCUGUACUUAAAGUAUCAGACAAACAGGAAGGCAGCAACCGGGUUCUGACCAUUACACAGGAGAAGUUCUGUGCUGAUGGAAAAGGCGAUGCCAAUGAUUCAUCACUGUGGAAAGUCCCAGUGAAGAUUUGUACUGCCAGUAGCCCUAGCAUUCCUGUCAAAAUUUUGUUACUAGAGGAAAAAUCUGCCACUGUGGUCCUUGAGAAUGUGAAGCCUGAAGACUGGGUUAAGGUGAACCCUGGAUCUGUGGCAUUCUACCGUACCCAGUAUUCCACCACUAUGUUGGAGGCACUACUCCCUGGGAUCAGGAGUCAUGCACUUUCACCCAGAGACAGACUCGGAUUGCAGAAUGAUCUCUUUGCACUGGCCAUGGCUGGGACCAUCUCCGCUGUGGAUGUCUUCAAAGUCCUGCCAGCAUUUGAAACAGAAGACAACUACACAGUGUGGUCCGACCUGGCCACCAACCUGGCCAACAUGGCCGUUCCUUUGCAGUACACGGAUUUCUUUGACUCCUUCAAAGCAUUUGGAUGCAAGCUGUUUGAUAAGAUUGCACAGAAACUUGGUUGGGAUCCAAAACCAAAAGAGAGUCACUUAGAUGCCAUGUUGCGUGGUCUGGUAUUGGGCAGAUUGGGUACUUAUGGUCAUGAGGCAACAGUGGCAGAGGCGAGGAAAAGAUUUCAGGCACAUGCAGAGGGCAGCACUAUACUUCCUGCUGACCUAAGAGGACCAACUUAUACUGUGGUGUUAAAGCAUGGAGAUGAUGAAGUAUUUGAACAAUUACUCAAGCCUAAGGUAUCUCAGGUAAACCUUGAAAGCAGCACUAGAGCGCCUGUCCUUGUAGUAAAAAGCGUGCAGUUGGCAAGGUCUCCUCUCACACCUGGGGUGUUAAUGGUGGAGUGGGAAACGCUUGCAGCACCAGAAUCACGCAACACGCAGGGAUAA
Molecule: messenger RNA, 2037 nt
Organism: Lingula anatina
Lineage: Eukaryota; Metazoa; Brachiopoda; Lingulata; Lingulida; Lingulidae
Product: puromycin-sensitive aminopeptidase
Biological process (GO): proteolysis; peptide catabolic process
Cellular component (GO): membrane; cytoplasm
Molecular function (GO): peptide binding; metalloaminopeptidase activity; zinc ion binding
Source: RefSeq, a predicted model, not a curated record